UCUGAUUCUCAACCUACCACUCGCGUCACCAUGGAAGCGGUCCGUUGUGUCAUGUUGUAUUCGCCAUUUUGAUGCUUCAUGGCGUGGGCUACGGCGAUGAAUGUCUCUACUACAGCGCAGCUAGCUAGAUUAGCUACAAACAUUCAACAUAGAAUCUCAUACAGUUAUAAGGGGAUUUCUAUGAGUAUUAUUAAUCGGACAUUUAACCGAGGAGGUCAUGAAGAUUUGGAAAACGUUUUCGUACCCCGGACGUCAAAUUUGAACGACUAAUGGGAAUGCGAAGUCCGAAUUAGUCUGUUUUCUAACUUCGCCAGUUAACGUUAAGUAGUUACCCAAGCUAGCCACCACCAGGUUGCUGCUCAACCGCAAGCCUUGAAGACGUAGCCAAAAGCUAUCUAUGAUAAUGAAUUAUAUGGAAAACAUCAAUCAGAAGAGGUACUGGCAGCGACGUCGCCCUGACACUCCAUUUCUGAACAAGGAAUGAUGUUAGAAGCAACGGAAACAUCUAGUGGGCUACCUAGUUACCAAUGCAGUUAGCUGAAAUAGAACAGGGGCUUUAAAAUAUAACAUUCCAACUCAACGUUGCUUUCACUGUUCACGUUCCAGUUGUCUCGUAGAACAAAACAAAGAACAUUUAUUCAUAAGAAGCUGCAAAUAUGAAGUAUUUUAAUGUAAUGCAUUGAUUAUGCUUGGACAGCUGCCUACAGGUGUAAAACUUAUUGUUGAACUGACUAUUACCAUAUAAAGACAUAUCUGAGUGCAAUUGUACUGGACGGCAACCACAGUAUUGCCACUGUGAAAUACAGCAUCGAAGAGGCUAAAUCUACCCACCAAGAUGACGAUUCAAAGUAAAGAACAAUAUUGCUGUCCUCACAGAAAUGUGAAUGCUUCAUUAGAUUUUCCCCUUUGACCACAUCCAAAGGACCAUCAAUGAUGAUUUUUGGAUUGAUACCCCAAGAGUUACACGAAAAGCUCCUAGACCUCAAAAACUACCAAAAUCGAACAAAUGGUGUGGAACAGCUGAAAAAUAUCCUCUUUGGAUUGGACUUGAAGCCAGUCCCCUCAGACAGUAUUGUGGAGUUUAUCAAUUUUCUCCGCAGACUUCUAGAUGACAGCAACUUCAAAGUCUUGUAUGGCACUUUACAGGUGAUAAACCUACUCAUCCAGAAAUUGGAUUACAAUGUAGACAAAUAUUUCAAACAAUUAGUGUGUGUGGCUCUGAAAACCCUUGGGGACACCCGCGCUGUCACCAGGAAUGAGUAUAUGAAUGUGUUCAGGCAAUUGACUAGAAUUGUAGGGCCACAGAAAGUGUUGGACCUUGUCAUUGGACACCUGAGACACAAGAACUCCCGGGUCAGAGAGGAUGUCAUCAACAUCAUCACAGCAGCUAUGCUCACCCACCCCAGGAAGGACUUCAACAUCCCCAGCCUCUGCUUUGAAGUUGCACCAUACCUGGCAGACAGCAAGAAGAAGGUCCGCCAUGCAGCCCUAGAACUAUUUGCCGUUUUUGACCAUUGCCUUGACACAGGGAAAAAACAGCCCCUUAUGAAGGCUGUAGACAGAGUUGAGCUCAAUGGGGAUGUGGAGGGUCUUAUGGCAGCUGUGCAAGCAAGAAGAGCCAGGCACAUACUUCCCAGACUGUCCUCAGAUGGAAUGGUGGAGUACGCCCUUGUAAUCCCUAAACCAGGACAACGAUGCUCACCGCAGUUUGGGUCGGGAGCUGACCUGGAGUGGGUGCUCAAUGGUGGGCGGAUCAGGAGCAUCAGGACAGAACCAGACUCUGACAGGCUGUAUCAUGGUUAUGGAAGCUUGGGCUCCCUCGUUGAUGACCUUCCAUUGCAGAGGAGAAUAUUCAGUGCAGGCAAAGGGAAGAACAAGCUGCCCUGGGAGAGGUCAAGCCUCCCUUCCACAGUGAACACCCAGCCACGCAGUGCCCCUAAGGGGAAAUCCUCUGAUCAGGUCAUCAGUGAAGACUGCCUGUCCCAUUCCCGGAAGCUGAGUCCAGAGACAUAUGUCCCCAGUUUCGGUUCUGCAGAGCCCCAUAAAACCCUGUCCUCUAGGAGGGAAUCCCCGGGACGCUUGAGAAGGAGUGGGAGCCUUGACUUAGACCCUGACAUCUUUAAAUCUACCAACUUCUUUGACCCAGAGGGAGUGGUACACAAGGCCCGUCUCCUCUCUGGGACCUCUGGCUUUGAGCGCACCUUAUCCAACCCCUCGGCCCAGGGCACCUUUCUACUGCCCUCCUACCCUCUGGCUACACUCCCCGGGAGCCUGCUGACCCCAACACUGUCCCACCGCCGCACUGACUCCUCACUGUCAAUGUCCAACACUUGGCCCAACAAGAGAGAGAGCAGCCCCCAAAGACGAGACCCCAGCCCCUGGAAAGACAUAUCAAGUGACUUCUCAUCCAGCAGGUGUUCUCCACGGCCUCACCGUGCUUCUCUGGUGAGCUCCUCAUCUGCCUCGUCUUUCCGACAGGCUCUGAGCAGGACGCGGACCGGGGUGCCUAUCUCCCCAUCCCCAGGCCUUCUCCUGCCAGAGCGGGGCUUGUCUCAGAAUGGCCAGUGGUCUAGUCCUCUAGCUCCAUCUCCAUCCAGCCUGCAGGACCACCUGUCUGAGAGGGACCUUCACCUAGACCUGGAUCACCUCAGCCUGCAGGACCAAGACCAGGAAGAGGACCCCUUGGAACGGCAGGAGAUGUUGAACUCCCUGCGCUCUCUGCGCUGCAGCGCAGCUAAGAAGAAGGCCAAGGUGAGUCUGAGUGGCUCAGACCCUGACCCAGAUAGCCCAGACUCAGCCAUGAAACUGGAGCUGGCUCUGGACUCCCCCUCUCACAACUCCCCCAUCGUCACCAGCCCAGCCAGCGAGAGCGGCCUCUCCAGCCUCUACUCACCCCCAAACACCACCCUCAAUGGCACCAAAACCAGCCCUGGGAAUUCUGCCUCCUCUUCAACAAAGCCUCACAUUGCUAGAGUGCCUUCUGCUAAGCUGAGAUCUUCCGUCUCCAUGGACUUCAGUGCCCUUCAAGGCUUUCCACUCAGAGAUAAAAUCAUACCUGAAGUGAGUGUGGUUGGUCAAAGAGUCACCUACUCGAACGAACCAAUGGAACCUGAGGAAGAGGACAGGACUACAGAAUACUCUCCACCCCCAAGUAGACUAGCCUGCCGCGAGCCAGUCAGAGCCCUGAGGCCUGCCAAAGGUUCCCAGAGCUACAGCAACAGGAACUCACCAGCCACUGGCAUGCCUGAAGGUGUGGUUGGUAGAGGAGUGUUUGGCUCAGUGGUUCUGUCCAGCCGUCCAGGCGUUGCCAUGUCGAUGGAGCAGGGCGACUGUAUGACCAGGCUGCCCAGUGACCCCCCAGCUGGCAUCUAUGGCCACGCAGUCCCCGGCAACCAUCUGGACUCCGACGACAUCCCAGCCGCAGAGGUGGCCAGGGAUAAGGAGAAGGUGAGAAUGACAAGGUUUGCUCGGGACAAGAUGCGGCAGCACCGAUUGGAGCAGCAGGAGGGCCAGCCUGCCCUGGGGGAUCGCCAGAGAGCUGACAGGAUGCGUCUGCGCCUCAGACAGGUGCAAAAUGACGUGGCUACAGAGGAUACAGCAGCCAUUUCCAACGACUUUCAUUUGAAUGGUAGCAUGGUGACGUCCACCAAGGCUGACUCUCUCCAAGACGAGUCUCCCACCAGCCCCCAGGGAUCCCAGAGCCCCAUUAAAUGUUUCAGUCCCCCCCACCAGCCCAGCCCCCCCACGGUCCCUCCCAACCCCAGGAGCACCCUGCCCCGCCUGAGGAGGGCUCCCAGUCUCAGCAGGACACGGCUGUCUCUCUCACACAGCUCAGAUGAGAUGUCCCCAGGCAUUCCCAGCCAGAAGAGAGACCUGACAGAGCAGCCUGAACUACGGCCCUUCUCCAAACCUGAGCUAGCACUGACACAGAGCUUCAAACUCCUCAACUCAGACGACUGGGAGAAGAAGAUUGAGGGCCUGACCGUUCUCCGUGGUCUGACGCAGUACCAUUCGGACAUACUGCUGAACAGGCUGCAUGACGUCUGUCUCGCACUCAUCCAAGAGGUGAGGAACCUUCGUUCGGGUGUGUCCCGUGUUGCGGUUGGGGCAAUGGGUGAGCUGUACACUGCGCUGCAGAAGGGCAUGGACCAGGAGCUGGAGGGCACGGCCAAGGCUCUGCUGCAGAAAGCUGGGGAAUCCAACGCCUUCAUCAGACAGGAUGUGGAUGCAGCGUUGGACAGCAUGGUGCGACACUGCACCCCGACACGCAGCCUGAACGCUCUGCUCACCGGCGGCCUCAGUCACCUGAACGCUGUGGUGAGGAAGUGCGCGGGUCAUCACAUGGCCAACCUGAUGGAGAACAUUGGUGCUGCCCGCCUGCUGUCUGGAGGGAAAGACCUCACCGACCGAAUCCUACCUGCUGUCACCAAGCUGGCACAAGACUCCUCCCAGGAAGCUAGGUACCAGGGGCGCCGGAUGCUGUUAUUUCUGUCACUGCACCGUGAUUUCGAUAAGAUGUUGGAGAAAUAUAUCCCUGCCAAAGACCUGGCUCCCAUCAGAGACACUGUCUUCACACUGAAGACUAAGGGCCUGGGAGAGAUGCCCCAGGACACCCCGUCAGCCAGGGGCCGGCGUUCCCACCCUGGCAGUGGGACAGUGAGGGCCUCGUCUCUCAACAGGGAACCACACAAAGUGGUAAACAGGGAGUCUGGGCAGUACAACGGAAGACCUCAAGCUCACAGCAUUGCAGACAAGAUCGAGUACAUCAAGCAGCUCACAGCCCUGCUGGGUUCAAAGGACUUUAGAGAGCGCAUCAAGGGCAUCGACCAGCUAAUGGUGGACUGCGAGCACAACCCCAACAUGGUCAUCUGCAGUAUCUUUCCGGUGUUUGAUGCCUUUAAGGCCAGACUGCAAGAGUCCAACAGUAAGGUCAACCUGUACGCUCUAGAGUCUCUGCAGAAGAUUGUCACUGUGAUGAAGGAUAACCUUGCCCAGGUAAUCUACAUCCUGGUCCCAGCCAUCGUGGACAAUCACCUCAACUCCAAGAACAACGCUAUCUACACUGCUGCUAUUGGAGCCAUCCACACACUCAUCCAAAACCUGGAUAACGCUCUCCUCCUCCAGCCCUUCUGCACCAAGGCCCAGUUCCUGAGUGGUAAGGCUAAGGUGGAUCUCAUAGAGAAGGUUGCAGAUCUGGUGACAGGAUUAUAUCCCCGUAAGCCCCAGGUGGUGGAACAGAAGGCGUUACCCCUGCUGUGGCACCUCCUGGGCACAUCCAGCCACAGCGGCACUGUCCACGGCCGGGGUGGCAGCGUGCGGGGGGCCACCUCCAACCUGUGCCAAGCCCUCUACACCCACAUGGGGCCUGGGCUGGCAGAGUUCGCCGCUUCCCAGCCUGCCAACGUCCACAAGAGCCUCAAUGAGCUCAUGAGGACCCUCUCCUACCCCUGAGGGCCCCUCAGAAAACACAACCUUCAAAACACAAUCAAACCCCCCCCAGACAGAAGAACAGAAACACCGACCUUCCUUAAAGACAGAGAUGUUCUACAUUUCUGAGAGUGCCUGCACUUUUUUAACGUUACAGAGUAUAGAAAGUCCUUAAGAUGAGAGCCCUUAAAUCAACCCUCUUCUCAGCGAGCUAUGGUGUCCUUUAAUAAAGGAGCACAGACAGACAGACAGACAGACAGACAGACAGACAGACAGACAGACAGACAGACAGACAGGCAGGCAGGCAGGCAGGCAGGCAGGCAGGCAGGCAGGCAGGCAGGCAGACAGACAGACAGACAGACAGACAGACAGACAGACAGACAGACAGACAGACAGACGGAGACUUCAGCUGUUGGCAUCAGGUCUUACACUCUCAACAACCUGCUCUCUUUGCACUUUGAAGAAGUCGCUCACUAUCAUGAUAGUUGUCGUCAUGAGUAUGGCUUGGUAUGUAUCGUCAUAUGAUUGUUGCUGUAGUUUUUUAUGAAUCUUAUUGUACGCAAAUCAGAGACAACGUUAUGAAGAAUAUAGAUUUGAAAUGCACAAAAAGGAAACGGGACCUGAAAGAUGUAUAUUUUAGGUGAUUCAUUUGAUGUGAAAUUUCUAAGAUGUCUUAUACAGUUGUUUUAAAGAUUUGUCAGAGUAAAGAUUAAUGAUUACAAAUUAUUUGUAUAGCUCAAAUGUGUGAUUGCACAGUAUUAGCCUAAUCUGUAUGCUGUACGAUGUUGCCGUAUAUAAUGUAUCUAUUGUAUAUGGUUUGUAAAUCUUAUUGUAACAAUUUGUUGAUGAAGUGGUGUUCUGGCAUGUCUUAGCAUUUUACUUUUUGCAUGACCAAAAUGUACUGAUGUGAUCAAAAAAUAUAUUUAUAUUUUUGUUAAGGAGAUAUAUAUAUAUAUGUGUGUGUACACUGAUGCCUAACUCAACUUUGGGUGUAAACCAAUUAUACUGGCUGAGUGUAACAUUGAAAGCAUUUAUCUUUAAACUAACGACUGAUAUAGAGACGGUGAAGCCCAGGUCUGUGAUUCUGUUUCAGUAUAGUGCCAGUCUUAACGUAGCCUUUCACUAUUCUAUGUUUAAAUUAUAUUGAACUUCUUUGUUAACAAGAUGAAAGACCGACUGAUAUUUAAAGUGUUUAUUUCUAUAAACCAUAUGCUUUGUUUUUUAAUUUAUUUACUUUAUUCCUUCACAUCUUUAUUGUAAAGAAACUUUCCUAUAGUAUCAUUGUAAUGCCUCAGCUCAGUGUGGUUGGCCUUGUGUCGCCCAAAGGGGGAAAAGAGGAUAUGUGUGUUCCUGGUCUUUAACAGUCUUGAGGAAGAGGGGGCUGUAAGGUAAGGAUCUAUUUCCAAUUAGUGGGAUUAGACAUGCAAGAUUGAGCAUCUGAGUCGGUUAUUAAAACAAGACCACUGUCACUGAUUUA
Molecule: messenger RNA, 6904 nt
Organism: Salmo salar (Atlantic salmon)
Lineage: Eukaryota; Metazoa; Chordata; Actinopteri; Salmoniformes; Salmonidae
Product: TOG array regulator of axonemal microtubules protein 1
Biological process (GO): microtubule cytoskeleton organization
Cellular component (GO): cytoplasmic microtubule; cilium
Molecular function (GO): microtubule binding
Source: RefSeq, a predicted model, not a curated record